CGCGACGUCUUCCCCCCCGUAUUUCUCAUACAGCGGGAUUCCCCCGAUGCGCGGUGUUGAGCAUUCUAUCCAGCUCGUGCCUGACUAUCGUGUUCACCAUCAAGCACCGUACCGACUCUCAAUACCAGAGGCGACGGAACUCAAGUGUCAGCUUGAGGAGCUCCUUCGACUCGAUUUUAUUAAACCCAGUAACUCCCCUUGGGGUGCACCUGUCCUCUUUGCUCGCAAAGCGGACGGAACUCUCCGCCUUUGCAUCGACUAUCGUGGCCUUAACCGUUACACGGUUAAGAACAGCUAUCCCAUGCCCCGCGCGGAUGAGCUGUUUGACCGUCUGGCAGGCAACCGCUUCUUCACGAAGAUCGAUCUUCGUAGCGGUUACCACCAGAUCCGCGUUACCACAGAGGAUCAACCGAAAACCGCCUUCCGAUCACGCUUCGGCCACUACGAGUUCACGAUGAUGCCAUUCGGCAUUACCAAUGCACCCGCCACCUUCCAGACGGCGAUGAACGACAUCGUCAGGGACAUCCUUGAAGAAUACGUUCUCGUAUACCUGGACGACAUCCUGGUCUACAGUCGUACCUUAGAAGACCAUCUCAGACACCUCCGCGAUGUCCUACAACGCUUACGCAAGCAUGACUUAUAUGCCAAGCUCAGUAAGUGCCGCUUUGCCCAGCGCAAAGUGGACUUCCUAGGACACCAUGUGUCUGACCAGGGUCUCCACAAGGACGACGCGAAGAUCACUGCUAUUGCAGAGUGGCCCGUCUCCACAUCUGCCAAGCAGCUUCGCAGUUUCCUAGGCUUCACCAGCUACUAUAGUAAUUUUAUCCAGGGAUACGCUAGGUAUUCCUACGUCCUUACCUCUACCCUCCUCCGAAAGAACCCGCCGUGGUUUUGGACACCCCUGUGCGAGGACGCCUUUCGCGCCCUCAAGAAAGCGGUAACCUGUGCGCCGGUUCUUCGCCUUCCCGAUUUUGAUCGUCCCUUUAUCGUCACCACCAAUGCGUCAGAUUUUGCAGUAGGAGCUGUCCUUUCUCAGGUGUUUCCCUCUCCUCCAGAUUCACCUUACCCGCAUGUUCCUCAUUCCCCCCCCCCUCCUGCUGACACUGCUUCUCGAUUGACGCCUACCCUCCCACCACUUCCCUCUACUGACAGUCCUCUUGUUACUUACUCCCCGACCAUCGAGGAGGAUGGGACUGUCGAGGCUCGUGCUGGGGAUUGCCCGAUCGCUUUCUACUCCCGUCAGCUACUGCCCGCUGAGAUAAACUACACUGCCGAUGAACGUGAGGAGUGUCCUACCUGCCAGGAGGUGAACAGUGCGAACCACCUUCCGUAUGGGUUACUUCAACCCCUACCCAUACCUGAAGGUCGUUGGCAGUCCAUCUCGAUGGAUUUCAUUGGUCCCCUCCGCCCACCCACUGAGCGCGGUCAUGAUGCUAUCUUGGUCGUCGUCGAUCGCUUCACGAAGCGUGCACGUUUUGUCCCGUGCCGCUAUCGCAUUAGCGCUCGUGAGGUCGCCGACAUCGUCUUCGACCGAGUCGUGAGAGAUCACGACUUACCUCAGAGCAUCAUCUCCGACUGUGAUCCGCGCUUUACCAGCACAUUCUGGCGACGCCUACACGAGGUGUACGGAUCCCAGCUCCGCUUCUCAUCGUCUUACCACCCUCAGACAGAUGGUCAGACUGAGGUCACCAACAAAACUCUCGGUAAUAUCCUCCGAAAGUUUGUUAGGGAUGACCAGCAGUGGGACUUACACUUAGCCCACGCGGAGAUUGCGUACAACCACGUUGUUUCGCCAGCCACAGGGAUGUCGCCAUUCUAUUGCGACCUCGACUACCACCCUCGCAUACCCGCGGAUUUCCUACGACCAUGGCGGUUGCGCCCAGACACUCGUUGCCCUGCGCUUGACGACCACAUGGCGGCGAUUAUGAAGCGCGCACACGAGAGUUUAGCCGACUCCCAGACUCGCAUGGCCGCAUGAGCAAACCGAUCACGAAUGGAUCAUCCAUUCAAAGUCGGUAACGAUGUGCUCGUCGACGCACGCCACGUACAACUUGAAGC
This is a messenger RNA of Chara braunii, 2058 nucleotides long. The record is from the annotation of a GenBank genome assembly. Lineage: Eukaryota; Viridiplantae; Streptophyta; Charophyceae; Charales; Characeae.